This is a messenger RNA of Clupea harengus (Atlantic herring), 3905 nucleotides long. Its product is annotated as gamma-aminobutyric acid receptor subunit alpha-5-like. The record is from RefSeq and is a predicted model, not a curated record. Gene Ontology annotation, biological process: monoatomic ion transmembrane transport. Lineage: Eukaryota; Metazoa; Chordata; Actinopteri; Clupeiformes; Clupeidae. Gene Ontology annotation, molecular function: extracellular ligand-gated monoatomic ion channel activity; GABA-A receptor activity. Gene Ontology annotation, cellular component: membrane.
UUGAUUAAAGGUAUGUAAAAUCAGUGAAUUAAGUACUCCCCUCCGGUGCCUCUUCCAGUGUAUUUUCACGAAAGCGGUCAAAAAAAAAAGACAUUGCCCUAGACGUAGUCUGCCUGUGAAAUCAUACGCAGUGGAGCAUAGUAAUGCUGCAAACACUUGCAGCAAUCGGGAGACAUUUCAUUCUACAGCAAUAAUAGGCUCAAAGGCGUAAUUGAAAGAAACCCAGUCAAGGACAUUGGCAUUGGUACCGAACGGAAUAGGAGGCAAGCAUUUACCGGGCUGUUGAGUGCGCAACUGUUAAUAUGUUAAAUGGGGAGGUCGCUUCGAGGUAUAAUUUUCGGUCUCAUCGGGAGAAGCCAAGAUGGACCUACGAAGGUGGUGAGAGGGGAUUGAGGAUAUCUGGACUGACUUGUGUUAAGGAUCGGAUCAGCCAACACUCCAGACGGCAAGAGGAGGGGAUGGGCUGCGUCUUCACACCGAGGCGCAUCCUGGCGUCUAUGCUGCUGCUGUUCGUCACCUGCCAGACGAGCUAUUCUGAUACCACAGAAGAGCCCCUGAAAGAAGUUGAGGCAAAUGACAACAUAACUAUAUUUACGCGAAUAUUAGAUGGACUACUGGAUGGUUAUGACAACAGACUGCGUCCAGGUCUAGGAGAGAAGGUUACUGAGAUAAAAACCAAUAUAUUCGUUACAAGCUUCGGCCCAGUCUCAGAUACUGAAAUGGAGUACACGAUCGACGUGUUUUUCCGGCAAAGCUGGAAGGACGAGAGGCUUAGCUUCAAAGGGCCCAUGGAGAGGCUCCCUCUCAACAACCUUCUGGCCAGCAACAUCUGGACUCCUGACACCUUCUUCCUCAACGGGAAGAAGUCCAUCGCUCACAACAUGACCACCCCCAACAAGCUCCUGCGUCUACAGGAUGAUGGAACACUGUUGUACACCAUGAGGUUAACCAUAUCAGCAGAGUGUCCCAUGCAGUUGGAGGACUUCCCAAUGGAUGCCCAUGCCUGCCCACUGAAAUUUGGAAGCUAUGCUUACCCCCUCUCUGAGGUGGUCUACAUAUGGACCCAGGGCGCCGCUAAGUCAGUGGUUGUAGCUGAGGAUGGGUCAAGGCUGAACCAGUACCACCUGAUCGGGCAAACCGCUGGCACGGAGGACAUCUACACCAGCCGAGGACAGUACACAGUGAUGAUGGCCCAUUUCUAUCUGAAGAGGAAGAUCGGCUACUUCGUCAUCCAGAUCUACAUGCCCUGUUUCAUGACCGUCAUUCUGUCACAAGUGUCAUUCUGGCUCAACCGAGAGUCAGUGCCAGCAAGGACCGUCUUUGGUGUGACCACGGUGCUGACCAUGACCACCCUUAGCAUCAGCGCUCGCAACUCCCUCCCCAAGGUGGCCUAUGCCACCGCCAUGGACUGGUUCAUCGCCGUCUGCUACGCCUUCACCUUCUCCGCGCUCAUCGAGUUUGCCACCGUCAACUACUUCACCAAGAGGAGCUGGGCCUGGGACGGCAAGAAAGCCAUGGAGGCACAGCAUCCCAAGAAGCGGGACCCCAUGAUGCUGUCGAAGAAGCCCAACAACGUGUGCUCGGCCGGGGUCAACUUCACGCCCAACAUGACCAAAGACGUGGCCAUCUCCACCAUCUCCAACAGCACCACCAUCCAGAUGCGUGCGGCCGAGCUCCGCGAGCCCGACCCCAAAAAGACUUACAACAGCGUCAGCAAGAUCGACAAGAUGUCCCGCAUCAUCUUCCCCGUGCUUUUCGGGACCUUCAACCUAGUGUACUGGGCCACCUACCUCAACAGGGAACCCAUCAUCAGAGGGGCAGUGUCACCUACAUAGAGAAGGAAGCUGCUCUCUUGUCCACAUUUACCCUCACUCUCUCUCUAUCUCUCUCUCUCUAUCUCUCUCACACACACACACAGUCAUGCCAUAUUACCUUAGAUCUGUCGACCGGGAUCAUUGAUUACCUGGAGAUGCUGUCUUUUCAUCUGUUCAUUUGUUCAUACUGUCAUACAUUCAUCCCUUCAUCAUGGGAGAUGGACUGCCAUGUCCAUACUGUAAUUUGCAUGAUAGAAGCAGAACAAAAGAAGAACAAGAAGAAAAAAAAAGAAAUACAGUUGCCAUGUAUGCCUUGAAUAUUUGUACUGUAUAAUCCCUUGCUUAAUUUCCAUAUAAAUGUCACCAUUUCCACCUCCCUUGUAAAAACAACAAACAACUUCGUUUUGGAAAAUGAAAAAAAAAAAACAUCCCAUCCAAAUCUGAGGCAACAGAAAGCAUUUCUAUUACCCCCUUUCAUUUGAGAACACCUAAUCAUGAGAAAAACAGACUGAAUGCUAUGCAAAUCUAUGUCAACAUGCUCUCUCAUAUUAAUGCCAUAUGCAAUAAAGGAUUGAGGAACCAAAACAGAAUUUACAAAGGGCUAACAAGUCCUCUUUUGCCAAACAUUGACUAAUUGGCUGUCAAUCAAAUCUGAAAUGUGUUGCACAACAGUGCCCCCUAAUUCUGUGUUGUUUUUAAAACAUAUUUUCCAAACCCAGUUUUUGACUUCUCUGGGGUCUUUUGUACAUUUGAUGUAUAAAUAGAAUGAUUCUCCCCAAGUGUAUAAGCGCCUGUUACCAAUAGUAAGAGGUGAGCUUGUUGAUGAAAUAUCUCAUACCAAUUAAGUAUUUGAUACUCCCUUGUGUGAAGGAAAAAAUAGUUCAAAAUUGGCUUUUUAAGAUUAAGACAUAUAUAUACCUCUGGGCCAAAAUCAAUGUUAAUCACAAUGUUUGUUUUGUUUUUGUUUCAAUCCAUUUUUUUUGUAUUAUACUUACAUAUUCCAGCUCUUUUUAAAUGUUAAGCUUCAAGAGACUGAUGAGUGAGACUAAGAGAGCUUCAUUCUUUGUAUUUGCAACUUCUUACUUGCUCCAUUUUUGGUCACAUUUCUUACGAUUCAGAUGCUCAGUAAGGAUUGGAUCCUUUUUUCACUCAUUGUACAAUGGCAUUUAUUUCUCCCCUUAAGUAUUUAUUGAGUAUACAUUCUAAGGACUUUUAACUUUUAACUAUUGAAUUCUUUACUUAAUUGCACAGUGUGCACAUGUUUUCAAGUGACAAACACCCGUAGGGGAGAAACAAAGCAUGGACAGCUUUUUGCUAUUCGCGAUGCUCUCAGACGGAGCUGAAAAAUGGCCGAAACAAAAAGAGAGCGAUUUCCUUUUGCUUGGGAAACAAGGUGAAAAGGGAUCAAACUGUUGCGAUUACACAACAAUGCUACCUUUCGAAAGGAACCCCCCACCACCAUCACAGUUGGAAGUGUGCACUGUUUUGACAAGCCAGCUAAUUGCGCUUUGAUGCCUGACUUUGGACUCUUGCCUCUGGGAUUGCUCUUACCUGACCUCCCCUUCAGUGCAAGGCUCUCCCUGAGGACCUGGUCUGCACGGCUAACCCCCUAUAAAGCCCACAGAGAUACUUUUCCUUGCUGUUGGACUCUGGGUGAAGGAUUAUGGAACAACUUUGAUGAGUCCAUUGACGGUUUGCUUAAUGCUGAAAUACAAUGCUUUCUAUACUGUACAUGAUGACCUUUUUUUUCCACACGUAUAUGGAUGUAUUUAGAGACUUUUUAAGAGAACUAUAAAUCCUCUCUUCAUGGGAGGAAUACAUGCAAGAAGCACAUGAAACUGAGUAAACCGAUUCAGCAGAGCAGACUCACCCACUGCAUUGGAAAUGCAACUAUUGUAAUCACCUCUUGGACCAAUAUGGAUGGACCAUAUCCCAGCAUUCUUUAUUCUGACCUGGAACACUAGGAUCCUCCUGCAACAAUCAGAGCUCUCAAAGGAAUCCAGUAUGUAAUGUAUGGGGGGGGGGAAGAUUAUUGAUGACUGGACAUCAAACCAACUGUAAAGAUUUCAUUAAAAGCAUCAUGUACCAAAA